This is a messenger RNA of Hylaeus volcanicus, 5728 nucleotides long. RefSeq names its product myb-like protein X. The transcript is spliced from 7 exons. Gene Ontology annotation, cellular component: nucleus. The record is from RefSeq and is a predicted model, not a curated record. NCBI's taxonomy places the organism in Eukaryota, Metazoa, Arthropoda, Insecta, Hymenoptera, Colletidae. Bases 2293 to 5571 code for a protein of 1092 amino acids. Gene Ontology annotation, molecular function: zinc ion binding.
UGCUGUUACAUCGCAUUACAAAAAAUACGUUUCGGUCAUUCUACUUAACCCCUUGUCGUACUUUGACGAGUCUGACUCGCGAUGAAGAUUUUCGCCCAAACGUAAGUAUCACGAGCCAGGCUCGUAAACAAAUAGUCGGGUGAAAUAUAAACAUCAGUUUUCGGCCCUAGUUUCGUCGAGCUAAAUGGUACGAGAAGGGGUUAAUUUGCUUAUCUGAAGUUUAAAGUUACAUUGCGAUUCACCUUCCUACAUAAUUCGUUGACAUUUUCCUGCGUCGUUUGAUUUCACCCGCGUAAAGUGCGCGCGUCGGCGCGUGAGGCGGCGAACGCGCGCAACCAACACAACCCUGAAAGUUCGAUCAGCAUAGUCCCUAUGUUGGACUGACCAAAUCGACGAAAACAAUAAUUUUGUACAGAAGCGGUCGCUAAAUAUAGAAAUCACAGCGCCGUAAAGAACCACGGCAGGUGACGGUUCUUUGCGUCCUUCGUCAGCCUUCGUCGUAGUUGACGGUGACAUACGGGUCUCCUGGUGGUCCAAAUCAUGCAAAACUCGACUCUUCUGCGAAACAACACCGAGAGACCCUCGGCGAUAGUGUGCAUCGCGUAUCGUGUGCGUAUAAUUAAACGACAAGAACGAUAAAAAAAAAACGAGCCUUGUAUCGCAGUGGUGCUCGCAGCUGCUUGACAGCUCAGUGUUAGGAAAAAUGUUAAAAAUCACUGUAUAUCCGCGUGUGCAUACUCUUCCAGACCGAUCCGUCGAAAUGACGUACACGUUUAACCAACGAAAGGAAGACAAAAAUAUUGAACGAAUCCCUUUUUUGUUUGAACAAUUCGCUUGUCGUACGGUUGCCUCUAACAAGACUUCCGGUUGGAAAUGGGCGAUUCACGUAUUCUGCAAAUAUGUAAAUAAUUGUCUGUCGAUGAUGUGACCAGAUUUACGAAAAAAAACGGGAGAUUAAUAAAAAAUUGGAAUUUGUCAAUUACUUCCUGUUGCGACGAAUAUUUUUUAUAUGCUAUUAGCUACGAGUUCAAGAUCCUACCGAGCAACCGAAAGUGGACGAAACAAACCAAGGGAACAAUGCUAUCGUUAAAAGAAGUAUUACAGAUUUAAGAAUCAACUCCAUGGAAAGUUUCCUCGAGUUGUCCAAAGAAAUGGCGGAAUCUUUCAGGUUAUUUUUAGACGAAUUAAAAGUUCGAUUCGAACAAUUUCGUGAACAACCGCUGAACAUAUUAGAAUUAUUGUCGUUGUCUAAUCUGCACAAAUGGACUCAACGCGAACAAUAAAUAAACAGUGGGAAAGUAUUGACUUUUUUUAUAGAUUAAUAUAUAUAUAUAUAAAACAGGAUCGGAAGAUUUAUAAUUUUAUUUAGAAGUUUAAGGAGACCCGAAAACUCGGAAAACGACCAACAUUUUUGUUUUAACUUAAACGAAACUAUUUGUGAACGUUUCACAAGCCCAGUGUUCGUAUGUAAACUAAAAGUACAUACUAUAAUUUUGUUUUGGUGAAAAAUUUCUUCGUAAAAAACUCUUUUAUUUGUAAAUAUAAAGAAAUACAUUGGUGGUAUACAGAGAACCUAAGCAAAAGACAAAUCUAAAGCAAAUCGAUGUCGUCGUUCUCGACAAAUUAUGAAAAUAUUUCCUCCAGAAAUGCUUCAAACUGCUCUCUCCUCGAUAAAGUGAGAUCAAAAUACGGGUCACCUUAAAUAAUUACUAUUAAACACGAUAUAGAUGUUCAAGGUCGCAAAGUUGUUCUAAUAAAAUGAGAAAUUAACGACGGAACAAUCGAUUGUCAUUUGUUUCUUAAGAUACCCUCAAAAAAUAAAUUAAAUGCCUGAUUAAUUUGAAUACGUUUAAAUCUUGUACGUAACCGUUUUAAACCGUUACGGGUAACAAUGUUUUUCUUCGACCAUGUGUAUGUCGUGAUGCCAGAGUUGUAGCUACAGAAGACUACGCGUGGUCCUAAUAUUUUCAUCAUCCUUUGAAGCAACUAAGGGGGCCAGUUUUAUGGUCGUAUUUGAUACAUCACUGGCGCCACAGACACAGUGCGCAUGCGCGAGUGGGGGCUAACCUAGCAUCGCUGGUUCAUUAUCAACACAGUCGCCAUGUUGGAUGCGCAUCGUUACCGCCAAUAUACUGCGAUCUAAUAAAUUCGUUCUUUUCGUCGAAACCACUAGGAUAGUUAACUUUUUUUUUUUAGACUUAUAAUCGUUUCGUUUUCGAAUACAGAGAGCACUCGACGAGUUCUCUCGUAUGUUUACAUCUUUGUUUCCACUGUGGUUAGUUGUAUGUCACUAUGCCAAACCAAUACUGUUUUCUAUGUGCGAGCGACGAAGGUGUUUUCUUGGAUAUCACCGCCGACAACAAGAAACAAUAUCAUGAACAAUUCGAGAUUUGCUCACUCGUCACGGUACGUUCGCCAGAAAACUGCGUACCCACAGCAGAUAAAUUGCCAACCAAAAUUUGUCACAAAUGCGCAUACGAGUUAAAACAGUGCAGUUCGUUUGUAAGGAAAUACAAACACUGCACUUCUAUGCAAAAGAAACACAAUCGCAAGUAUUGUUGUAAUUUAUGUUUCGAAUCUACAGAGAAGGAGUACAUCUUUAAUCUUAGUAAAGAUAAAACUUCGGAAAACAAUAUACUUUCCAAACUACAGAAGCUUUUUGACAAUGAACCUGAAAGAUCUGAGGGAGAACACAUGCUUAUAUGUUUGUCCUGCCGAUAUACAGUGGACGUGUUAUUUGAUUUGAAGAAUAUAUCUCAAGAAAUCGCAACAAACCUGAAUAAUAUAAUUAAGGGAGGAAUAGAUUAUGUAAACUUUCCUAAGAUAAAAACAGCCAUUGUAAGUCGUAAAACCACUGUCACCGAUUCUGCUAGAACAAACUUUUACACGUUACAAGAUUCCACUACAAUGGCGCGUAAAAGAUCUCGGAUGAAUGAUUCGAACGAUAACAAUUUAAAUGAAAAAUUAAAACUGCAGGUCUGCGAGAAAUGUCACAGUUCCGUUAGCGAUAACGACGCCAAUAUCCAGAAACUUAAGAAUACAGAACAAAUUGUGUGCAAAAGCUGUUCGGUGGAUACGAAUCUCGAAACAAAUAAAAUUGACAAGCAAUCGAGUUUCGCGGAAACCAAAUCCUGCACAGUUUUCUUAAAAGACGUGUUAAGAGACAAGACGGAAAAUCAACGAAAGCUUUACGAAGUCAAAGAAGAUAGGAAGGGUAAAAAGACAUACGUCGUAACCGACAACACAUCGGAGAAUAGUAAAAAGGAAGUAGAGGCGUCCUCUAAAGUAAUUAACGAUGUAGAAAUUAUUACAGGAAAGCAAGGUGUCAAACGUUCUUUAAGACAUAUGAAAACUGAUACUACCGAUGACAAAGAGAGCCUGAGUAAAAAACUAAAACCCAGUACGAAACAAGUAAAUUUAGAUUCUAAGUUAACAUCAUCGAUAGAGGAGCCUAUCGCGAGAAAGUUAAGAUUACGUGUACCUAAAGCUGGAAUGAAGGAAGCUAAUAGAAGUUCUGAGUCAGAUUCUUCCAUAAAUAACAGCGUCAAAGGAAGGAAAAAUACUCUAACUAGGCAUAAGCGAGCAACUGGAUCCUCUUUGUCCGAUGCAGACAUUGACAGUAAACGCGAUCGUAAAAAGCUGAAAAGUAUAUUAGCGGGAAACACUGUGAUACAAAAUUUAAGCAUAACAUCUUCAGCUGAUGACGAUGCGCCGAAGAGGAAGAGAUUAAGAUUUACGAGCGCUUCGCCUGUUAUGAUUGAUCUAACCAACAAAAACGUCACGCAGGAAGUCUCUCGAAGGAGGACGGCGAUGCGAAAUUUAAAACUAUCUUCGACAAAAGAAACGCCGAAAAAUUCGAAAGACAACGACUCUGUUAUCGAGAUAUCUUCGGAUGAUAACAGCGAGACGUACGCUUGCGAAGAGUGUGGAAGUAAUUAUGAAAACAAACUUGUGUACAUGUCACACAAGUUGACACAUUACAAACAGCCGAAACUGGAAUUAGAGAAAAUGGUUAUCAAAAACAUAGUAAAAGAUACGUCAGAUGUAAAAGAAGCUGUAGAUGACGAGUGUAUACAAAUUAGAGUAGACGACGACGAAGAUGACGAAAUAGUGGAUGUUGUAAAUAAUUUGGAUGCGAGUCCUGUUACAAACGAUCGACCUCGUUCUUCUACGGAAGAAAGAAUCGAGAAUACAGUUGACGUAGAGUCUAUAACGAAAGAUCCUGACGAUCAGCAAAACGAGAACGAAGUUAAGAAAGCGGAAGACCAAAGAGCUGUAGAAACAUCUACGACCAACUCACCGAGUAAAGUCAGAACUUCUUCGAGGAGGGGCAGAUUUUCGAACCAGCAAAACCAGCACGAGCAGACAAACGAAAGGAGGAACAACGACAGACUCAGUCCCAGUGGAUCUCAGAAAGAAGACAAUGCGAGUGCAGAAGAAAAUCACGAUACUUCGCUCGAGCAGACAAAAGAUGCAGAGCUAAAGAAACAUCAGGAAAGUCCACUUACGCAAACAGAAAAUGGCGAAACCGGUCAAAACCAAGAUAAGUCAGAUUCACCGACAGAAAAUGCAUCAGCGAAAGAAAAUGAAGACGGUUCGCUUACGCAACUCGAAAAUACGGAAACGGAAAAAAACAAGGACAUUUCGCUCGAAACGACCAAUGGUCCACAGGCGGAAGAUGUGCAAGAUAAAGAAAAUGAAGAAAACAAUGAGAGCAGAGUAGGUGAAAAAAUUACAGAUGCAGAAGAAGGCAAAGAGAAACAAAAAAAGAGUGAAGAUAUCGACGGCGAAGAAGAAAUUGUAUGUACACGGCAAGAUAUUGAAACAAGUGAUAAGGAAAAUGAAAGUAAUGAUAAAGAAAAUGAAACUAAUGAUAAAGAAAGUGAGACAAGUGACAAAGAAAAUGAAACUAAUGAUAAAGAAAGCGAGACAAGUGACAAAGAAAAUGAAACUAAUGGUAAAGAGAGUGAAACAAUUGAUAAAGAAAAUGAAACAAUUAACGAAGAAAAUGAAACUAAUGGUAAAGAAAAUUCAAUCGAAUUAGAUUCCACUAAGGUGGUUGAAGAUAUUGCAGAUGAGGAAGAAGUAGAUUCUUCUAAAACAAUUGAACACACGAAGACAGGGGACGAGUUGACUGAUGGAGACGUGGGUAUCAUCGACGAAAGUAUAUCGGAAAAUGCAGCGAGUAAAAUGGCGCCCAACAUCGCGGAAAAGAUAGAGAUCAGCGACGAGAAUAAAGAUGAUGAGGUACAGUGUACGCAAGAGGAUGUGGUAUCGAUAUCCAGUGAGAAGAGCACAAGUAACAACGAUGGGAAGAUAGUCGAGAAGGAUCUCACGGAAACGAGCACUGCGAGUCCAAGAAAAUCGAAGAACGAUUCCACCGACGCAGCAGUGGAAGUGUUGCAAGAAGUUCUCGAUUUGGCGAAUGCAGAGGUCCAGAAACGUCAAGAAUUCGUUGAUGUUACCAUCGAACAAAAUUCAAGCGAAAUGGAAACUUUGGAAAACAUAUCGCGUGAAAUAAGCAACGGCGGAGGGCCUCUCAAAGAAAACAGCGUGACCGUUUCUCUAUAAAUCGUAUAUUGGUCUUCGUAAAUCGUGAACAGGUUUUGCAACAGAUAUUCUACAAACCUUUAUAUGAAAUUCAUUUCUUUAACAAUUAUGUCCACCCAGCACUAACAUAUUACAAAAGAAGAGAAUCUCUAAGACUGACUUGUUCUUUGAUCAUUGC